This is a messenger RNA of Eublepharis macularius, 3599 nucleotides long. It is a transcript of the gene CFAP251, whose product is annotated as cilia and flagella associated protein 251. Lineage: Eukaryota; Metazoa; Chordata; Lepidosauria; Squamata; Eublepharidae. Gene Ontology annotation, molecular function: protein binding. Gene Ontology annotation, cellular component: sperm flagellum. The transcript has 21 exons. The record is from RefSeq and is a predicted model, not a curated record. The coding region runs from base 1 to 3504 and encodes 1167 amino acids.
AUGUCGGAUGAACCCGGAAAUACUCCUGCAGAAACCCCACAAGAGGUGAAGUUAUCAGAAGGUGAUGCUGAAAUGCCUAGUGAAGAGGUACAAAAUGUAGCAAUUAUGCCUGAUAAGACAGAAUUGCCCAGCCAGGCUGCCGAGGUGCCUCGUGAACAGAGUCGGGGAACUUCUGAGCUUACACAAGAAACUGCAGUUGAUGAAGGAUCCACACAAGAAGGAAGGCAACAGCUGGUCUCCUCAGGCACACAGUCCCAAAGCAUCCCUUUGAGGAAGAACCAAGUGCUGAGUUUCUCACAGGAGAUAGUUGUUAACGUAGAAACCCCUGAAAAGGAAACAAGUACAUCUGAAAAAGAGAUUUCGGUCAGGCAUGUGGAAGACCAAAUGCCCAGCGAAGCGAAUACUAUAGAAAAGGAAGGACUGGCUGAAGAACCAGGUCAAGAUGGGAGACCAGCAGAAGAUGCAGAAAUGGUGGUCUGGGGGGAUUUAGAACCGCAUCUGGCAAGCCAGGAAAGUAAGGCAAGCCAGGAACCUGCUGGAAAAAGAGAAGAGGGUGCCAUGAGUGGAAGUUAUCCGGAAGGUGCUGCCGAGGAAGAAACGCCUAAUGGACAAAUAAGUGUGGGAAUGUUCCCCAAAGAGGGAGACCCCUCCACACCAGACUCCCUUACCCAAGGUCUCCCUCCAAUUGAUGGGUCCGAAUCUGUUGUGUUUUCUGCCUUCCCCAGUAUGAUGUUUGAAGACAAGACCAAGAAAGUCUCUGCACACUCACUUAAUUUAUCUUGGGUCUUUGGCUAUAACAGCAAACUCCCAGUUUUCAACCUAAUAGAUGAAGAGUUUAGGGUGAUUUUGUACAUCUCUUCUCACACAGCUGUGAUUCAUGAUCUCCAGAGGAACAAGCAAUAUCACCUACAGGGACAUUCGAGUUGCAUCUCGUGUGUCUGUGUGAGUGAAGACAGAAGAUGGAUAGCAACAGCCGACGGAGGUCCUGAGAGCUUGGUGAUUGUCUGGGAUGGCUACUCAGCAGUUCCUGUGCACACGAUAUUUGACAGUCACCCAGAAGGGGGUGUUGGUGCCAUUGCAAUUUCCCACGAUUCCAGGUUUUUGGCUACUGUCGGUGCUGGGGCAGUGCAGAAAGUUUGCAUUUGGAAGUGGACCUCACCUGAAACAAAGCCUGUUUGCAGUGUAGAACUCCCACCUCAGUAUGGUUUUCAGGACAAUGUUGCAUUUAGUUCCAGAGACCAUUGUGAACUGGUCAGCAACAGCACCACACAAGUCAUAUUCUACAAGUGGGAAGGCAACAGUUUGCAGUUCCAUGCUCCGCUCCUGACAGACAAAACAUUCAACAAGGUGGUGGGAAUCUUUAGCCAGUCCCUUUUCCACUUUAGCACUGAACAAGCCAUUACAGGAACGCUGGAAGGGAAGUUGGUGGUUUGGGAUGCCGUGAAUCCUCCUUCCAGGUCUGCCGCUUUGUACGUCAAGCCCUACAACAUGAAAGCCAUCAAACUUGUGCAUUUGCAGAAAGAUGGGAUCACAGCUCUGGCUGUCAUGGACAAAACGAUUGUCACUUGUGAUGUCAAAGGCCACAUUAAAUUCUACGACGGAAACUUGCAACUUCUGCAUUGGUAUAGUCAGUUCAAACUGGGGCCCAUCCGGUCGAUUUCCUUCUCUAAGAAACCUGCAUGUCCCUCAAACACCUCCCAGUUGCCCAGUUCCUGUACCUUAACGGGCCAACCUUUAAUUGUCAGGAAUUUUAUCCUCUCCACAGCCGAUGCCGUGGUGGUUCAUGUCACGACGGAGGGGAUGAAAGUGAGCAAAUGCCUGGAGGAGCCCAAAGGGGCCGUCCACGCCAUCGCCUGCCACCCAACCAAGCCUCUUGUGGCCAAGGGGAGUUCUUGCGGGCUCCUGAAAGUGUGGCACUACGAGCUCAAUAAGUACCUCGUGAGCCGGAUCUUUAAGGGAGAGAGUAUCCGGAGUGUCUGCUACAACCACGACGGAUCCUUGCUGGCAGCUGGGUUCAGUGAUGGAAGUGUUUACAUCCUGGAUUCAAUAUCCCUGGAAAAUGACUGUGUGGAGCCUUUCAAAUAUACAAGAGGCCAAGUCAUCCAUAUGAGCUUCUCGCAUGAUUCUCAGUAUCUUGCAACCGCAGAUGACAACAUGUCAGUAACCCUUUAUAAACUAGUAAUUGCAGAUGAGAAGGAAGUCUGGGAGCGUCUGGCUGCACUCCGCUCUCAUUACAAGCCCAUUCGCACUCUCCUCUUUGGAGUUCACUUAGACAGCGAUACACCCCGGCUCUUAAGUUUGGGAGAAGACCGGCUUUUGGUGGAAUACGACUUGGAGAAAAGUGUAAAAGAUAAGCUGGUAGUUAUCCGAAGGGACCGCAUUGAGCAGAGUGCAGUCCCCAAAUACAUUACCUGGUACCCGCUUCUCACGACAGAACAUUUUUUCCUGACUGCCAAUGACGAGUACAAAAUGAAGAUUUAUAACGUGACCACGAAGAUGUGCAGAAAGACUGUUCUAGGACCUACAUACGGCUCUCCCCUGGAGAAGAUUCAAGUCCUUCCCGUUGCAGAGGGUUAUGAGCCUGAGAAACGGUAUCUGGCCUACAUCACAACAAACCAGAUUGGGCUGCAGAUCUUGCCUGUUGAUGGGAACCCGCACAAGUCCUCGGCUUUCAUUUGCCACCCAGCAGGUGUCUCCGACUUCGUCUGUUCCUAUGAUGGCUGCCACAUCUUCACAUCGGGGGGCAACGACUUGGCUGUAAUGAAAUGGGACAUUAAUUUAAACGUUCUGGAAGCAGCAGUUUCCCUGGGCGGGAAGGAUAUGAUCCCAUUCUACAACCUACUGGAUGGUGGCAGAGAGGGCGAAUUCUUCAGGGAACUGGAAGACUAUUUUUACUACGCGCAGCUGUGUCAUCAAGGCAUCAAUACCAUGGAGGCCCGAAAGGUGUCAACACACAUUCCCUUGGAGCAGAUUCCUUUCGUCAUGCGAGCGAUGGGUUUCUACCCAUCGGAGGAACAGAUUGAAAACAUGCUCAAUGAAGUCAAAUUUGGCGAAUAUCUUGAGACCGGAAAGCAAGUGACUGAAAUCAACUUGGGGGACUUCAUCAAACUCUAUAUAAAUCACCGGCCAGCAUUUGGGCUGUCCUUCAAAGAAAUUGAGACUGCCUUCCAAGUGCUGGGCUAUGAGAACGAGAAGCAAGAGAUGAAUCUGGACAGGAAUGAUCUGCUGCUCUUGCUCCAGCAGAGAGGAGAGCACUUCACGGAAGAGGAGCUGGCGGAGUGCCUCACCACACUGCUGGGCAUGAACCCUGAGGGAGGGUGCUCGGAGGCCGGCACCUUUGAUCCCACAGGUGCAGAAGCCUUCAUUGAGGAAGAAAUUCCUGAGGAAAUCACAGCAGCAGAUUUUGUGACAGAGAUUCUGAGCCUGCCCAUUCCUGAACCAGCAUUAACAGGGAUGGAAAAGACAACUGAAACCGGGAGCACUGCCCUGACAUCUAAGUCUUAAUGGCUUCUGACUCGUCGUUCUUUGUUUUGUAUUUGCUCUAGUGACCGAUUUCCUCGAAAGCACCUUCAGCCAUUAUAUUGUCUUACUAAAGGUGA